Molecule: messenger RNA, 4296 nt
Organism: Xiphophorus couchianus (Monterrey platyfish)
Lineage: Eukaryota; Metazoa; Chordata; Actinopteri; Cyprinodontiformes; Poeciliidae
Product: XK-related protein 8-like
Exons: 3
Coding region: 1921-3153 (410 amino acids)
Biological process (GO): apoptotic process involved in development; engulfment of apoptotic cell; phosphatidylserine exposure on apoptotic cell surface
Cellular component (GO): plasma membrane
Source: RefSeq, a predicted model, not a curated record
AAUGUUGUAGUAUUUUAGUGUUUUAGUAUUUUAGUGUUUUAGAGUUUUAGUGUUUUAGUAUUUUAAUGUUGUAGUAUUUUAGUGUUUUAGUAUUUCUGAAGUUGAUUUUUGAGUAGGGCACCAAACUGGCUCCAGCCCAGGUUCCUUCUCAAUCCGGCCCUGUUGCCGCGGCGAUGGUGUUAUAAGUUGAAAACCGGAACGUCUCUGUGGGAAUGCCAGGAAUCUGAUCACUCAGGAAUCUGAUCUUUCCAAAAAGCUUCAGUUUCAUCCCAAUAUUCCGGCUGAUUGAUCGGAAUGAUCCUGGUUUUCUGAAGCUUCCUCCAGUGAGCGUCCCUCUGCUGGACACUAGGGGGCGCUGUCUGCAGGGCGCCUCAGGCAGACAUCAGACUCAUCCAGUGGUUAAGAGUUGAUCCAGAACUUUCUGCUCCGGGGUCGGAAUCAGAACCGGGUCAGACUUCAGGCUGGGCUCUGAUUGGCUCUUCUGGCUCGGCUCAUCGGUUUCCAGGAAACAUCCAGGAGUUUCCAACAUCUGGACAUCUCAGGAACAUUUAGUGAUACCAGAACCAGAACCACAGCUGGUUCUGGUUCCAGCCAGAAACAUCCAAUUAGCUACCUCAGGAAGGAUCUCAGGAUGGACCGAACCGGAUCAGACCACUAACAGCAGCGCUGCGGGUUCUGGUUCUCCGUAUGCAGGAAACGCUCCAGCUCUGGUUGCUAUGGAGACGGGGUGACGACACCAACGACCAGCUGAUGAGUAAAACCUCUGGUUGUUUUGAUGAAGCGCCGCGCGGCCUGCUGAAUGAUGCAUCGCCAUGGCGACCAUGCGUCUCCAUGGAGACAACCUUUGCUCUGCUCUGCUUUCUCUGCAUGACCUCGGUGAAUCUGGUUUGUGUUUUCUACAGUAAAUCUUGAAUUAAAUUAAAAUGUUUUACAGUUUUUUCAGCGUUCCUCCUGCUGCUGUUUCUCCUGGUAUGGAACUAAAUACGAUCCAUAAAGUUUACGAAAAUUUAAUUAAGGAAACGUUGAAACUGAAAAAAGUUCAAAACCGCUUUACAGAUUGAAGUUUUGUUUCUUCAGUGUCAGAUUCUAAGUUUAAUGUUUCAGUCCUCUGGGUUCUCAAGUUGGACAAAAUAUUCCCACUCAGGAACUAGAAACUAGAAAUGUCUUAGAAUGGAUCCACGGUUCGUUGAACAUGUUGCUGUCAUUAAAUAAGCUGUAAUUUUCCUGAUAAUCUGACAGGCAAAUCUCAUAAGUACUUCAAAAAAUUGAAGUAAAACCAAAUUGUGUUACGUUUGUUCAUCAAUCAUGUUAAAUUUCUGUGCUGCUCUUGUUUUGUGGAUGUUAUUUUGUUUCCCUGUAAUAAACGUGAAAACAGUCCCAGAGCUCACUGAUGGUGAGGCUGGUUCCCAGUAUCCCGGCCCGGUUCUCCACAAACCGGGCCGAGCAGAGAACCGGAGGGCUGCAGGAAGCGUUGCCGUCUUUAUGAGCAGCUCUGACUUGGAUCAUUUCUGCCCAGUUUGUGUUUUUUCCCUGUGGGGUUGGAAGGACUGGUUUGUUUUAUUGAUCUGCUUUAGUAUGAAGGAUGCUUUAUAAAUAAAACUGAUUGAUUGAUUGAUUGAUUGAUUGCUGAUGGUCACUGCAACAUGUCAGCUAGUCCGCCAUAUUGGAAGUGGCAAGUCGUCCCUUUUUUCACUUUAAUUUUUUUUUUUUAACAAACUCUGAACAACCUUUAUGGCUCCAAUGUAGCUCCAUACUCCCGUCGGCUGAUUGUUUUCAGCGGAGCUUCCGUAUCCCUUUAAGACUCCUCCUCUGGGUGGAGUUAGUGACUUCUUUUGAACUUCGGCUCUUCCUUUCGGUCUUGUAUUUAACGGGCUGUCAGUUGUAGUAAUGUAGUAUUUCAGGGACCCCAACUCCUGCAACAUGAGGUCUCCAGUGGACUGCCUCCUGACCACCGCCGGGCUGCCGCUGUUCCUGGUCGACAUCUGCCUGGACGUCCUGGCCGCUGUGGAGUUUUACAAGGAGGGAUCGUACCCGAGCCUCGGUGUGCUGCUGGUGCUGCUCAUUGGCUCCUCGGUGCUGGUGCAGCUCUACAGCUGGCUCUGGUACAGUUACGAUCAUUUUGACAUGAAGACCAGAGUGGAGGAGUCCGCGAAGCCUGGACUGGCGGUUCUGCACUGGGUCCAGCUGGGGAUCUACGUCAGACAUGCAGCCGUCAUGGAGACGUCUGUGAAGAGCUGCUGCUCUGACUGCGACAGCCAGGAGGAAGACAAGGUGGCGUUCCUGAACCAGGACCUGAGCAUGCUGCGGAUCAUCGAGACUUUCUCGGAAAGCGCGCCUCAGAUCGUCCUCAUGCUCGCCGUCCUCCUGCAGGACGGGUCGCUGGAGCCGUUCCAAGUGUUGAAGACCGUGGGCUCGCUGUCAGCCGUGGCAUACUGCGUCACCACCUACCACCGCUGCUUACGUUCCUUCCUGCCGGGGAAGGAAGAGCAGUCUGUUCUGUCCUCGCUCGUCUUCUUCACCUGGAACCUGCUGCUCCUGGCCGCCCGCAUCGUGGCGCUCGCCCUCUUCGCCUCCGUGUUUCCCUGCUUCAUCUUCACACACUUCGUCUGCUCCUGGCUGCUCUUCUGCUACUUCGCCUGGUGGGCCGACACAGACUUCAUGGACAGCGUGGGCGGGGAGUGGCUGUACCGGGCCACCGUGGGUCUCAUCUGGUACUUCGACUGGUUCAACGUGGUGGACGGGAAGACUAGGAACCGGGCCAUCUUGUACCAUGCCUGGAUCCUGCUGGACAUCUUUGUCCUCUGUGGACUGUGGUUCUGGAAGAUGAGCUGGGAUCCUCCUGGCUUUGAGCUGUCCCGUCUGCAGGCGGCCAUCGUUUGGGGCGCCGUGGUCGCCGGCUACGCCUCGGGUUUGGUUCUGAGGAUCGUUUACUACACCUGCUUCCAUCCAAAGUUGAACAAAGUCGAGCUGAUGGGAGGCAACGCGAAGACGCAGAGCGAUGAAGUGGACUCUCCUCCUGAUGAUGAUGGCGGCGUGUUUCGUUCGGCUUCCAGAACCCCCACCGGGCCGAGCCGCCCGCCGCUCCGCAACAAGAGGAUGAAGAAACUGGCGGAGAACUUUUACUCUUCAUCCGCUGAUGGUGCUGAGGUCUGAAACCUGCAGCAUCAAGUUGAACUGGACUUUGACUAGGCCGUUUCUCCUCCAGGAUCAGCCUCAGAGACCGUCCUGAACCCGUCCUGCUCCUCAGAACCAGAACCUGACCUGCUCCUUUAAAUCCCAGGAGAAGAAAGUCCACCAGGUCCAGGUUCUGGUUCUGCUCAGGGUUCUGGUUCUGGUGCUAAGUUAGGUUCUCUCACGGUCGUUCCUGCAGCGUUCCAGGCUCACUGCGUUCAGCCGGACCGGUUCUGACUCGUCUCUCGGUGUCGGGAGGCGGGUCGGAACCACGACCCAGCCGGGCUUAGAAAUCUAAAAAAUGGAAUAAUUUAUUAGUCUUGUUUUCUGUUGUGGAUACAUUUAUAAAGAUAAAAUGUUUUAUGUCAUUUUGCUGUCAGUUUUAUUCUAGUUUGCAGAUGAACAGAAAAAUGAUCAGUUUAUGAAACUAAACGUGUCUAAAGAUGGACGUCCGUUAGAUGAGCCUGAUCAUCUCUGAUGAUGGAGGCAGAACCAGAGAUUCACCGACGGACUUGUGAUGGUUUUUAUUUAUGGAUUAUUUCUAUUUAUGGAUUUAGUUUCUUUGUGUUCAGCAGGCAGGAGCUCCGUGUCUCUGGUUGACGUUAGCGUUAGCAGUUAGCAUCCCCAGAAACCUGCACAGGUUUCUCUGACUGCAGAACAUUCAGAUUCAGGGCAAAACCAGGUCAAAGUUCACCACAUGGUGGAAGCAGAGAAUAAACUGAUUCCCAUCAUUUCAGGCGGAUUUGAUCCCGUCAGGCCAGCAGGAACAGGAAACAUGUUCUCUGGUUUAGAACCUCCGACCCGGUUUCCAGUGAAAUGGACCGAUGAACAUAAGAACCAGAAGUUCCUCUUCCAGCAUCGCUGCUGCCAGCGUUUCAUCCAUCCUGUUAGUUGGCGUGUUUACAGGACAAACCAGCUGCAGUUUGGAUUUUUCAUGGAAAAACGUCAUAUUUGUGUCGCCUAGAAACGUGCAGACUGUAAAAUAAACUAAAAAUAAAUCAGAUAAAAUGAUGGAGCUCAGAGUCCCACCGGCAGUCUCAAACUCAGUUUCAUUUCUGUUUCUUUUUUACCUGAAAUGCUUUUUAUGUCAAAUAUUUUUAUAGAAUAAAAUCAGACUGAAAACAU